Molecule: messenger RNA, 7733 nt
Organism: Oryzias latipes (Japanese medaka)
Lineage: Eukaryota; Metazoa; Chordata; Actinopteri; Beloniformes; Adrianichthyidae
Product: transmembrane protein 151A
Source: RefSeq, a predicted model, not a curated record
AGUAACACAAAAUAUUUAUGAACUAGUUAUUUUUUAGGGAUUUUCAAGAAAUGUUGCAUUGUAGAAGCUAAGGAUGUAACUGAGGAACUUCCCUCUUUGUGUGGAUGAACUUCAUUAAUAAGUGUGUUGAAGCCCCACGUGUCUAAUGAGACUGUCUUGCACUUUCUGUACUCAAUUUUGAACUUUCCUUUAGGUUUAGUUUUUGUUAUGUUAUUAGAUUUUAUUUGCUAAAAAUAAACACCUUCAGUUCAGAAAAAAUCGUGCUCAAGCUAAAUUUCAAAACGUGAUAUGAAAACAAAUCACAAAUGACUACAUUGUUUCACAUCUCAACCGCAUGCGCUCUGAGUGGAGGUCAUUAUGUAACAGCCAUAUUUAUACACGCACGGCAGUGCAGGGUAAUGUCUGAUGCGAUGAUUUCAUCGUAUUUUAGAAGCAUUUUUAGACAUUUGAGUAUAAUUAUAUAUAGAUGUAUGUAUUGGCUGCAGGUCAGCAUCACGCCAGAGGCUAAUCACAGGUGAACAGAUGGGGGCGGGGUUAUUGGUGUAUGACGUCAGUGGGGACCCAGCGGAAGCUGCGGUAAAUCUGUACAAAAGUUAAGAUUAGUGACUGAAGUCUGGCCCGGUGGUAUUGGUGUCGUGUCCAAGUUUUUAGCUUUUACUUUUUUAUUUUUAGAAAAUCAAAAUACAUUUUCAAUCUUAGAGAAUUUGCUUCCACGCAGCCGAAAAAUUGAUUGUGUCGUUAUCGGUCACGCGCUCUCACGUGCACACAGCCUCGCGCGCUUCCCGCUCCAGGACCCAGGCGCUGAAAACGCUCCACGCGGACCAGCUUUUGAGGGUGGGCGCCCGCUGCCUCCAGCUUCUCUGUCCCCGGAGACGCGCGGGGAUGGAUCGGCGGCAGGGGAACCAGUGAGCGGGUCAGCGGGACGACGGAGGGGGGGUGGAAAGCCGCCAAGUCCGGAGCGGAUGAUGCUCGUUUGCCGCAGGCCCCGCGGUCGAGAAAUUGGACAUCGACUUUCGGCAUAUGGGGUGACCCGGCUGCGUGCUCCGCCGGGGAGGUCCCUGCCUUCGGACGGUACCGGGGAGGGAGCCGCCUGUGCACGAAUGUAAGGUGAAGGAAGGAGCGGCAAGUGGGAAAAUGCAGACGGAGGAGGAGACGGCCACCGCACGAGAGCCCAUUUUGGAGGAAGGGUCGGGACGAGAGCAGCAAAGGCCGGUCCAACAGUCUCUGGCCUCCUCCCUGUGCAGGGAGUCCCACUGGAAGUGCCUCCUGCUGACCCUCCUCAUGUACGGCUGUUUUGCCACGCUGGCCUGGUGCGCCCUCUGUCGCGUGCCGGUCCUCGGCUCCUCCUCCAUCCCCCUCGGCUCCGACAGCGACGCCACUUCGGCGGCGUAUUACAACGACAUCUUGCACCUGGAGAGCCCGUGCUCCAGCGGCUACGUCUACAUCCCGCUGGCCUUCCUGGCGAUGCUCUAUGUGGUUUACCUGGUGGAGUGCUGGCACUGCUUCUCCAAGACGGCUCUGCUGGCUCACGCCGAGUUCCAGGAAGUGUUUGAGCGCGUGCAGAGGCUUCAGCAGGCCACUCCCUGUAUUUGGUGGAAGGCCAUCAGCUAUCAUUACGUGAGGAGAACCAGGCAGGUGACUCGAUACCGCAAUGGAGACGCAUACACGACCACACAGGUCUACCACGAGCGAGUCAACACUCACGCCUCGAGUUCGGAGUUCGACUACGCUCGCUACGGCGUCAAAGAUGUGUCAAAAGAGCUGCUGGACCUGCAGCUGCAUCCUGCUGUUCGCCUUCGCUUCACUAAGUGUUUCAGCUUCUCCAGUGCUAGAGCUGAAGCAGCCUACCUCACCCAGCGGGCUCGCUUUUUCGGGGAGAACGAAGGACUGGACGACUACAUGGAGGCCAGGGAAGGCAUGCACCUGAAGAACGUGGACUUCCGAGAGCACAUCCUGGCGUUCCCGGACCCGGCCCGCCCGCCAUGGUUCUCCCGCCACAGGGUGUUCUGGCUGGCCUCGGUUUGCCUCCUGUCGUGGCCGCUGCGGGUGGUGUCAGAGUAUCGCACGGCAUACGUCCACUACCACGUGGAGAAGCUGUUUGGGGAGGAUGAGGACUCUGGUGGAGGAGGGGUGCUGGGUGGGGGGGGGAGAGGCGAUGGGGUUGAGGGUGGGACGGAGAACGGAGGCCCCCCUGGAGGAAUCAGCAUUGGCCUGAAUGGGACGAGCUACAGAGCCAUCUCCCGGGUCAAUACCGUGGACAUGACGGAGCUGGAGUGGCACAUUCGCUGCAACCAGCAGAUGGUCCCCAGUUACUCGGAGGCCCUCCUUAUGGACAUGGAGACAAGCGGGGGGACAAACCCCACAGCUUCCACCCCCAUCUCUGGACCCCCUGGCAUCACCCCCACCCAGACCACCAACCCGCCUUCUUUGGCUCUGCCUGUGAUGUUCAACUCGGCGUACCUCCUGCAGACCUGCCCCAGAUGCCGCAGGACCACAUCCAGCGCUAGCCUCCCAUCCCGGCUGAGGGCCCCAAUGGGAACUACGGCCCUCCUGAACGCCACGGUGGCGGGGAUCAGGGCUGGGGGGUCCGCAGGCGGGUCCGGAGGCGGGUCCAUCGGGGGACGACUGGUGCUCAGUCGGAGCGGGUUCUCAUUAGGGAGACUCGGAGGCGGGCGCCAGAACAGCCUGUUUCAUUCCAGGAGCAUGGGAGGAGGUUUGGCAGGAAGCAGGGAGGAUGGAGGAGGAAGCGGUGGAGGUGGGAGUAGUGGAGGGGGAGGAAGCGGUGGCGGGGGAUUCCUGGGGUUGGGCUCCAGACAGAACAACGAGGAAACCAGGGGAGUACUAGAAGGAGAAGUGGAUGAGGAGGAAGAGGAGGAAGAAGUGAGGAGGAGAGUAGACGGGGGGAGACAGAGGGACGUAGAGGCGGAGCAGGAGAAUGGAGUGGGAGGAGAGGGGAGGGAGGGGGAGAGAGAUCGACCUCCAUCCUACCAGGACGCCUUCUUCUUCCCUGUGCUCAUCAUUCACGGAGAGGAGAGCUGCCAUGCAGGCGAUGACAUGUGAUGAAAAAAAAAGACACUCCUCGGGUUAGGGGGGACUGACGAAGAGAGGACAGGGAGGAGGAGGAACGAAUGGAGGGGGGAGGGGCAUCGACGGAAACAGCAGGAAGGAAAGGAAGAGGGAGGGGCAGAAAAAGGGAAAAAGACGCCGAGAGAAUCCGACUCAUGCUGUCAGUUGGAGUCGACCUGAUGAAGGGCAAACUUUGAAAAAAGGACGUUUUUUUUUUUUUUAUCCUGGCAGCUUUCAGUGCAUUUAGAUGUAACUGGAAAUGUGAGGGGGGGGGGGGGGGGGUCUAAAGACAGCAGCUUGGAGAUGCUAGAACCUGAAGCUUUCCUUAAAGAGUUUCUCUAUCUUUCCCAGGGUUGACAACAAAGAUGGAAUGAUAAAAAAACCCAUUUAGACAGCAGAUGAACAUUUAAAGUUUGAGUAGGUUUUUAAAGUUGUAAAGAAAACUUUUUUGUCAAAGUCCUCGAAAUAGAAAUGACAAAAUGAUCAAUCAGACGGCCGCGUUAAAAAGGGCAAACAUGGACUCGUCCUUUUUCUUGCACCAUCGGCCAAUCCAUCCAUUGAUCAGAAUGACAGAAAACUGCUUCCUCUGCUCUUUUUUCCUUCCACUCAAUCUCAUUCUAAGAAACACAUUUGUUGAUUCUCCUAACAACUAGUUAAACUAGUUCAUUUUUCCUUUUAACAACAAUUGGAUCCAUCUGAUAAGUUGUGGUUGCCGAUCAGAUCAGUCAAUAUUGAUUCAUUUGGAGCGAGCGGAUUCCCUGACCUAAAAUAAAUCCAGGACAUCUUUAGCCAAAAAUUCAACCAGAGGGACUGGGACAGAGGGACAGAGAUAAAUACCUGGGCAACGAACAGUGGAAGUUCUUGCAAGAUACCAAAGUCUAAAUUAAAUAUGUGUCCAAACGAGCAAGUAACGUCACAACAUACUAGUAAAUAAAAAAAGGUAGUUUUUUUGUCAUUCUGCAAAAUAAAAUGUUGGUGGAUUUGGUCAUUUUGUGCAGAUUUUUACCACAGGAUGGACACACUAAAGUCCUUCUGUCUGAUACAAACAUAAUGAGUAUUGGCGUCAAGUGUUAACCCCUCGAUGCUUGAAUUUUAUUUCCAGCUAUGAAAAAAACAAACACUUUCAUGUGAUGCUCAAUGAUGGUCAUUUUGGCAUCAAGGGGUUAAGACGAUUAAAAUCUGUUCAUCUGGUCUGCAUGGGCUAGAACACCUACACUAUUAUCCAAAAUGAAUCCAUUUGAGUUACAACUGCUUAUUUCUUACCAAAACUUGCCCUCCUUGUCUAACUGAAAACAUUUGUCCGGCUGUGCCGGGCUGCUGCCCCCCCUCCUUCCCCGUAGAAGCAUCUGCAGCCAAAAAAACUGCUCGAUUCAAGGUUGACCAAGAGUUGCCCUUGUAGGAAUGCAUGAAAAUAAUUAGUUUUUCUAGAGCAGCGACUGCUGCAGCGGUGUUCCAUGUAGGCGGGGGUUCAGCGGCGUGUACGGCUUCUGUCUUCGCCUUAAAAAGCUUCCUUUUCUGGGAAAUCUGACGAGAGAAGGCAGCUGGCACAGAAAAGAACCUGCGCUUUGGUUUGUACUUCACGAAGCACAGGUUAGCUGCCGACGGAGCGCUCGGAUCUCCUCCGCCUCUGUUGGGGCGAAGCACACUGGAAAUACAGACGGGUCUCUUCCUGGAAGGAGGGACCUGAUUGAUGGGCGUAUAUCCAACCUGAGGAGGAGGACGCUUUUUCUGCCAACUUCUGGGAAAGUGGAGCAGUGACUGCUGACCCGGUUCAACCUGACACGCACACCCUGACACACAUUCACAUGCUCUAAAUCUGAUCUUCUGUAGCUUAUGGAGACAUCAGACCCAAGUGGGCACAUAGAAACCAGGGUGGGGGGGAAUAAAACAGUCUGUGGGUAAACAAAGACCUGGAAAAACUGAAAUGUAAGAUGAGAAGACUUUUUUUUUUGUGUGCGUGUCAAAAUUUCUGAGGUUUCUUGGUUUGUGGAUAGUCGUAUCUUCGUCUACAUGACCAAACAAAACCAAAAUCACUGAAAAGCUCUAUUUGUUUAGAGUUUGUCCCACUUUAAUGGUUUAAUUUCAAUCUGGAUUUCCAAUCCACCCAAAAAUGUUGCUGCUUUGCAAUCAUCUGCACACUUCCACAGUGUUUGUUUUCUUUCUUUUUGCACAUGAACUUCUCGCUCUGACUUGAGGGUGGACUUCCAAACAGUCUGAACUGUUUUUGUCGUCUCGUUCUGCACAUUUUUAUUUCCGCGUGUCCGUUUGUGAGCCAAGUGUACAACAGCCGAUGUAACGGGGUAUUUAUAUGCUGUUUUAAUAUUUCUGUCAAACGUGUGCCAGCCGCUUCAGGUGUGCCAAGAAAACCCAUGCCCAUGAUGUCUUACACACGCGUGCAGACCUGCUCACUUGCAUGUUUACUCGGAGCAGUAUAGCGGCCAUUAUAGCGGCUCGUGUUAGGGGUCAUCUGUCAGACGUGCACAAACACAGUGGCAUGGUUCCAAAACGCUGCCUUUCUAACCCGUGUUGCCGACUUCUUUGCUUUGGAUUUCAGUUGAUGCUGCAUCUUUAAACAACCAGGCGACUCAAAAGUGCUAACACGAAUACACACCCUUCAUUAACUUUGUGAUUGUUUUACAUUUGUUUUUGUCGCAAGUUUGAGGGUUCAAAUCCCCCUAAAGAAUGUUGGAAGACGUUGGGAUGUUUGGUCGAACCUGCCACCCUGUAUUUGUCCACUAGGUGGCAGCGAAGCCUUAACUUUUGAGCCGACACAGACAUGUCUUAUCUGUCAAGAGGACACAGCAGCUGGUUUGGCCUUUGUGGGUCGACACAGCAACAUGUCACAGGUGUGUACCGGUACUCGUACACAUCACAACAGUUCUUUUAAACACACUGCAGCACGACAAGAUUGUGCGUUUUGUCUCAUCCUUCUUCUCUAACUGUGAAUGUGGCGCAGAGCACUGUUCCUCCUAUUCCCGCAUUCUGGCCGGACUUGGGUUAGUUGCUAAGCAGCUUUUCUGAUGUCUUCAUCACAAGCAGCGGGAGCAACAAUGGUUGACAUGUCAGCUCCGCCGGAUAAGGAACGCUUCACACUUUGUGACUGAGCCUUCAUCUUCUGGGCAUAACCCGUCGUCAGGCUGCUUUAUUUGACUUGGAUGGAAAAAAAACGUCUGUUCAUGCACAGAAUUUUUAAAACUGCUCUUUCCGCCAUCACUUGAUUGUAACAUGAGGCGCUUGAACGAAAAAUGAUCGAUGUAUUGCUGUCAGUAGCUUGUCAGACUGUUUCUCCCCUGGCCACAGAGUUAAAUGACUUUUUAGCACGUUCAAAAAUGACUCCUGAAAUUGGUUUUGUUUUUAACAAACUGCCAGGCAAAAGAAAAAGGAAUCUGUUGAUCAAAUUGAAUUCUUUCCAAACUGAAAAUCUAUAGAUUUCUCUUUCAUUAAAUGAAAUAAAGCACAUAAAAUAAAGAUGCUUGGUUACUUUGUUGCAACUUUGCUCUUUGCCUUUUAGAUGUAUUUAGUCUAUUUCCCUACAAAGUGGGCCAAUAUUUGUGAAAUGGAUCCAUAAUACAAUGCAAGUUCUCUUUACCAAUCCCUGGCUUUUGCCUUUCCCUCUUGUUUGAAGUAGCUCCAGUUGUUGCUGUUACAAACCCAAACAGAGCCUGAGCUUUAGGAGAACCUCAAGAUUUAGCAUGGCACGUCCAAAUUGAGUGAACAUUCUGUAGAAUAAAGGAAAACUUCCAUGGAGUCUGGCUGCAAAGUAGGACGACGGUACUUGGAUACCAAAGGUCAUCUUAUACAGAUUCGAAAUCAAUGUUUCUGGUACAAUAGAUCUGCUAUGAUGGCCAUUCUCCAACCUCAUUGGGUUGCCGGGACAUACAAUCUGUCCUGUUGUGUGUUAGAGACACGCAGCCGAAAGGAGGAGCGAUCUUUAAGACAGUUGGACCACAGAUGCUACGUCUUGGAUCAGCUUGUGCAGGUUGUGACCAACGUUGGUAGACUUGAGACAAAAGCUGGUGGAAACGUGGGAUGACAUCCCACAGCCGGGUCUGACCAGACUUAUUCGUUUUAGGAGGAGGUGCCAGGCUGCUGUGGCUGUGGACAGUACUCCCACACACCACUGAGGCUUCUGUUUUCUACCAAAUGAGACGAAGGGCAGAAAAGGCAGUUUGGUGUUAGCAGAGAUGAUUUAAAUGUCAUUUUUUACGGGUGAAACUCACAGCUGGAGCUAUUCUGCAAUAUAAGAAUCAUUGCAAAGAACUGUUGCAACAACAAUGUUGUCUACCAAGCCCAAACUUAGUCUUUUUUGCGAUUAGUUAAUUCUGGAAAGACAGGAUUCAAAGCUCCCUUUAGAUUAGCUCCCUUAUAAUAUUUGCAUUCCUGAAAUUCCUCACGAGUAUAUAUUGGCCGUACGAUUGUUUUUUUGUUUUUGACUGAACACAACAGUGGCUCUGCUGCGCCUUGUUCCCAGUGUGUUGUAUCAGUUGCCUUUCGUUUCUGCACUUAUACAAUGAGCCCGUGUGGUGGUUGCAGCCUUUGGUCCUCUUCUGCACACAGAGAUGGUAAAAUGACGACUGUACUUCAGAACCACUGCUGAUUAUCACAUCACUGUCACAUGACUGUAAUGUGUCAAUAAAAGUCCAUUGGAGUAUAAAGCAUACCAUAAA